Molecule: messenger RNA, 549 nt
Organism: Neoarthrinium moseri
Lineage: Eukaryota; Fungi; Ascomycota; Sordariomycetes; Amphisphaeriales; Apiosporaceae
Exons: 2
Coding region: 1-549 (182 amino acids)
Source: RefSeq, a predicted model, not a curated record
AUGAUUAACCUACGAGGGGUUCAAGCUCGUGCGUCCUCCUCUAGCCUCUACGGGCAAGAGUUGAUUGACUUAGCUUGGACGCAACAACCCAUCGAAACAGAUGGGCUCGGCAGAGUCCUUUCUGUCGUCGUCCUAGUUCUACUUACGUUGAGUACUAUAGCGGUCAGUCUACGGGUUUUCGUCCGCGGCUGGCUUCUACGAAGAGACAGACUGUGGGGUUUAGAUGACACUCUAUCCGUUCUGAGCUAUUUGACAUUCCUCCCUUCUUGCGUCUUCAUCCUUCUCGCAACACGAUUCGGACUCGGUACUCCAGAUGAUAGACUGACAGCACCGCUCAAGGCAAGGGCCGCCUUGUACAUGGGCUAUUGGCAAAUGCACUAUGCAGCGUCAGUCAACCUCGUCAAAGCUGGUAUUGCCGUAGCUCUGCUGUGUCUCACGAUCCAACGACGAUACCGAUAUGCGAUAUGGGCCAUACUGGUCUCUGCUCCUGUCUUCACCUUGGGUGUCGUCAUUGUGCUCGUGACUACUUGCCAUCUAGUAGGCGCCUAG